Molecule: messenger RNA, 621 nt
Organism: Acanthosepion pharaonis
Lineage: Eukaryota; Metazoa; Mollusca; Cephalopoda; Sepiida; Sepiidae
Source: the annotation of a GenBank genome assembly
AUGAAUGAGGAUAUUAGUCCGACGGUAAAUAAUCUAUCUAUCUAUCUAUCUAUCUAUCUAUCUAUCUAUCUAUCUCAGUCUGUUCAUAUCUAUCUAUAUCAGUCAGUUCAUAUCUAUCUAUCUAUCUAUCUAUCUAUCUAUCUAUCAACUUCCGAAGUUCAUGAUUACUUUUUCUUCAACCAUUGCAUUUUCUUUCACAUGCUUUUGUGGCAGAACAAAUCAUGGCUGAUUCAUCUAAAUAGGUAUCUAUCUAUCUAUCUAUCUAUCUAUCUAUCUAUCUAUCUAUCUAUCGAAAGAGAGGGAGAGGGAGAUAUCGGUAUGUAUAUAUAUCUAUUAGAGAGAGAGAGAGAGCGAUCUAUCUAUCUAUCUAUCUAUCUAUCUAUCUAUCUCACCAUUAUCUAUCUAUCUAUCUAUCUAUCUAUCUAUCUAUCUAUCUAUCUAUCUCGAUCUUCUGUUUCUAUCUAUCUAUCUAUCUAUCUAUGUAUGCAUGUAUCUAUCUAUCUAUGUCAAAUUGUUUCUGUCUUUCCUUCUGACUGCCUUAGUCUAUUCACAUCUAUCUAUCUAUCUAUCUAUCUAUCUAUCUAUCUAUCUAUCUAUCUAUCUAUCUAUCUAUCUAUCUAA